UUCUUUGCCUCCCUUUUGGUCCUCUUGGUAAAGUCAAAUUAUUAUUAUUAUUAUUAUUAUUAUUAUUAUUAUUAUUAUUAUUUGUUUCUCCAAACUGAGGUUGUUCCAGGUGUUUUCUACAACAGGUUAAGAAACGUUUGACAGAAUCCCUCUUCCAAAUGUCUGAACUACAACUUUCUGUAUCUGACUUCAUUUUUGUUUGUGCUUCUCAUUUAAAUCUAAAUAAUUUUCCGAUAUUUUUAUUAUCUGCUGUAUGUUCACACAUGUGAAAGGUUUUAGUUUUAGGUCUUCAUGUAUAGUUACUGUGUGACCUUUAGAAAUCUGUUUAUCCAUUUGCUAACACUUCACAAUAAAGGUUCCGUAUUAAUGUUACUUGGUGCAUUAUUAAGCAUUAAUAAACAAAAGAUCCCUUUUUAAUGUUCCCGAUAAUAGUGACUAUUAAGCGACCUUAAAGUUAGGACAAAGGGCCAGGGCGGUGGUGUCUGCUUAAUAAUACAUUACAUAAUAUCAUUUAAUACUUUAUUUAUGCUUAAUAUUCCCUUAAGUAAUGUUAAUGAUGGGAUCCUUAUUGUAAAGUGUCAUCUUCAUGUGUAUUUUUUUCCAUUUAGAAUGUUUUAUUUUGCUUUAGUAUUUUUUUGUGUUGUUUCUUCUAGUUUUUAUUAUCGUCAGGCUACUUCUGAUCCCUUUACCGUUUCAUUCUGUAUGCUACUUACAUUUACCGCCCCCUGCUGGUUUACCUGAUGUACUGACCUGCUCUGUUUGCCCUGAGCUGAUCCUGAAAUCACCUUUUGCUCAUUUUUAUUACACCCUCUCACUCUUUAUCCACCCCUCGUUCCUUAGUGGACCAGAAUCUUGGCCCUUUUCUCUCGUUCUUGUUUUUCAGUUUGUUUCAGGUUUUCAUUUUGGAGGAGAAAGUCUUCAGCGUCUUCAGAUGAAGAUGAUAAGUUCUUCCUGACCAACACUCGACCUAUGACCCCUCUGGUCCUGAACCCUGUUGGUCUCACCUCCUGUUGGGAGGAUUCUUCACAAACCGAUGACUCGGCUGUUGUCAUGGAAACUGACCUACUUCUGCGACUUCCGACGCCAGAGGAGAGGAUGAGGCAGCAGGCAGAGGCGAUUGGAGCGGAUAUAGUUCCCAUCAAUGUAACAGGGGAAAGUUUUGAUCGCCAGGCCAGCUUUCGGAGAACCCUCUCCAAUUCUGACUCGCUGAGUCGACGACCUCGUAAACUGAGUCGCCGAAAAACCGUCUCUGAGACACCAGAUGAUGUCAUUCCCAAGUCUCCGGCCUCUGUGGUUCUCCCUGGUCAGUUCUCCACAGUGGGCCGAUCCACCUCCUUAUCCUGCACCUCCUCACAGGAAUCCCAAAACAAGCAGGAGGACACAGAGGACAGGGCAAAUCUCCUGAAGGAGGCGCAGAUGUCCGUGAGGAAGAUUCGGGCUCCAAGAGGAGAGGGCUUGUCCAGCCUCAUGGCCUCCCUCACCUCCUCCCCUCGUGUCAACAAGCAUCAUGUCUCCUCCUCUGAGGUCUACAGCCUCCCCCGUCUGGCCACCAACUCCUCCCUGAGCACUGAGGUCAGCUAUAACAGCGCCUCCUACAGGACACUCAGCACCUCCUCAUCCAGCCAAUCUCAGGAUCUACAGGGUUUCCCUAGCGACCUUCAGCCCCUGCUGCCCUUUGACCCCAGUGCCAGAGUGGAACCUCAGUCUCCUUCUUCCUCCCCAGCCAGCUCCUCCCUCCCAUCAGAGUGGUCUUAUCUCAACAGUGUUCCCUUCAAUGAAGCUCCACCCUCCCCCUCCCACUGCCUCUCCUCCUCCUCCUCUAUCACUGAUUCAGUUAGUCACGGAGUUCCCGACAUCCAGACCUUCAUCCAGAGGACUUCCCAGAGCUUUUAUGAUGGUGACUCCAGAAACGAGGAGGGGUGGAGCUACCAGGCUCUCUCCUCCAGCUCCAGCAUCCACAGCAGCAUCACUCAGGAUACCAGAUGUUCCUCAGAAGAGGGCUGGAACUGUGAUCCUCUCAUCUUCUCUGGCCGCUCCACCCCCUCCUGCCCUGACGGCGCCUUCCUUUUUUCAGAGAAGAUAAACUUCUCUCCCCAAGAGAAAAGGAAGUCCAGCACCUCCUCGCUGUACUCCCGCUCUGUCGCUCGCAGCAUCUCUCUACGGAAGUGUAAGCAUCCGCCUCCUCCACCAACACGUCUGGACUCUCUGAGGCGCCGGUCUGGUCGCAGCAAAGCCUGCAGGUCUUCACCAAGUCCUCGUCUGGACCGCAGCCCUCGAGUGAAUCACACCAGCGUACACACUCCCACCCAACCUCCCCAAACGUUCAGCGACCCCUGGGUUCCCCGAAGCAUCAAAAGAAGGCAGAGUAGUCUGAACUGUGGGACGGUCUCAACUUUUGAGCCUUUAGAUCCAAACCCUAACUCAGAACCUUCUGUUGACUCCACAUCCAACACCGACCCGACAAGCCCUGAUCACCUCCACGUUCUCCUCCCUGGAUCUCCUGGUCUAAAGGGUGAAAAUCUGACACUCAGUCUGCACCAGCCGACUCCUGACUCCUCUGUGUCUGGGUAUCACCACCUUGCCUCUCCCUCCAGCGGCUACUCCAGCCAGUCCAACACUCCUACUCCUGGAACUCCCGUGUCUUCUCCUCUCAGCCCCUCCUCCCCUGGAGCCUUCUCCCUGCCUCCGACCUCCCCCUUCUUUACUCCAUGUUCAUCGUCCUUCCCUUUGCCUCUCAACACCUCCUCUCUUCCCAGGACCAGAUCUCGUGGUGAAGGAAGGCCCAAACCUCCAGUCCCACAAAGAAAGUCAUCACUCCUCUCCUCCCUUUCCUCCUCAUUUUCAUCCACUUCCUCCCUUUCCUCUUACACAUCCUCUGACUCUUUAGCCAGGCAUAUUCCUACUCUUCCUCCACCACCCCCUCCCCCUUCUCUUUCUGCUCCUCCAAAAUCUACUCUUCCCAUGCCUCCACCUCUACCACCUCCUCCUCCUCUUCCACAACAUAAUACUCCUGCUCCUGAACCGGCUACCUCAAACCUUCCUUCACCCGUACCUCCACCUCCUCUUCCACAGUUUGCCUCUUGCAUUUCUCCUCCCUCUGCUCCUCCCCUCCCUCCUCUAUCUUUUAACAAAAAUCCUCCUCCUUCUCCGCUUCUUGCUCCAGAUUUAUCUCUCCCUGCACCACCUCCUCUACCCCCCUCUGCUCGACCCCCUCCUCCACCCUACUCCUAUGCUGUAAAACGGAGUUCCCAUCAUACGCUGGUUUCCAGAGCAUCUACACCAUCUAAUCCCAAUCUUCCCUCCCCAUCUGACCUUCCUCCACCUCCACCACCACCUCCUCCUCUUCCCUCCCUCCUUGGUAUCUCUCAGAGGCCUCCCUCUCUCCUAAUCACCUCUGGAGCUUUGCAGAGCACCAAGCUCCGUUCUGUUAGGAACCGGGAAGUCUUACGACAAGUCAGUGACCCGAUUGACACCAGUUAUCUAACAGGGGUUCGCAUCUCCAUUGAAAAUGCUAACAAGACUGAAGAUGCUCAAGUGGACUUUGUUGAACAGGAGGAAACUCAUCAAGAUUCUAAGCUUUCAGGACCAACAGUAGAAGAUGGGAUCUGCAUCGUGGCUGGCAGUGAAGCAAGUCCUCUAGAGACUAAUCCAGUCAGCGUCAAGAUCAAACACCAGAAACCCAACAAAAUAAAACCCGAGACCUGGAAUGGAGUUCAUGAGUCAGCUGAUGCUAACCGCCAAGGCUCAGCUAACCAGGAAGACCAGAGUAACAAAGAGAUGUCGCAAAAUACCAAAUCCACAGGACGACAGCAGGAGGAAGUUAUGUUUUCCACUCUGCUGAAUGUUCAGGUUUGCAGUCCUGAUUGUCCCUGGGUGAAAAUGGGUCAAGAUGCUGAUUAUUUUCAUGUUGGCCCCAAUGUUCAGGUUCCUCUUCCCGAACGACCCCUGGUGGGAGCUGAGAUUAAAGAUCCUGAAGAGCAACGGAGAGAAAAGCAACGGAAAAGAGAAGGAGAAGCCAAGAAAUCACAAAAUCAGGCUUCAGCUGAUGGAGGUUCAACAUUUUCUUAUGUGAAGUCAAGUAGUCCAGGGAGGUCCUGCUCCCCAAAGAAACCAGUUCCACCAAAGAAACCUGAUCUGAACCUUCUUGGUCUCUCUGCACCCCCCAAGGUCGGAACAGAACCAGGGCCUUCUCCUGAGCUGACCAGCCAAACACAGCUUCCCAUUAGUUCCUUCUACACGACUUCAUACACCUGUUUGACUAAUGGUCAACCAUCUCCAAAGCACUCGCCAAGCACUUCCAACAAAUCAGCAACGCCCAGAAGUUCGGCGAGCUCCACAGACUCACCUACCAGCUCGCCUGUGAAGCAGAAACCACAGAUUCUGCAGAAGCCAGAUGGUUCAGUGACCUACCUCAAAACAGAAAAGAUGCUCCUCACAUCUAAAACCGCAGGAGAGGCUUUCAGAUGGACCACAGAGACCAGCGGUGCGUCUCCAACUCUGACUUCCACUGGAAUCAGGGACAAUAUGAAUACCACGGGAACAACAAGAGCUAGACACACGGAGACGUUAGAGACCAUGGGUACCCACGAGACCCAAAACCCAUCAGGGUUCACAGGAAUGGAUCAUAAACCUUCUUCCAUCUGGACCAGAGGAGAUCUGUCCUGUGGGAGAAUUGUAGAGACCAAACUUCUGGAUGAGGGGAAGACUUCUCAUAGGAGGAUGAUGAGGUCUUCAUUGGCUGAAGAUGAAGAGGAAAAUGAGCAGCGAUGGGUGGAAGAGCAAGGGACUAUGACAGCCGUGAUGGUGGUGUCCAACAAAACAAACAAAGUAAAGAAGAGAAGAAAGAGGAGGCUGGGCAGACAAACGCUGAUGAUGUCAUCAAAAAUGGAGCCCGCUCCCUUAUCAUCAUCCUCAUCAUCAUCUUCAUCAUCAUCAUCUUCAUCCUCAUCAGAAGAUGAGCACGAUGUGAAAAGAGACAGGAAUGAGAGGCUGAGACGUAUCAGAAGGUGUCAUGAAGAGACAAGUGACUCCGAAAGCUCCUGCUCUCUGAUUGGUCGGAGCAGGUUGUCCCUGAGCAGUGUCCAGUCCACCGAUAGCCUGCAGGAGGAGCUGUCGCUGCCCGACCUUAGGAUUAAAGAACCAGAACACGAAGAGGGGGACAACGAAGCCCAGAGGAGAGACGAGGAAUCCAGAAGACCUUCAGAUGCUGAUGUGUUCGUCGGUGUUUCAGCAGAUCAGAUGUUGGUCUCGGCUCGCCCUCGGACCACAGAGGAUCUGUUUGCCAUCAUUCACAGAUCAAAGCGGAAGAUGCUUGGGAGAAGAGGUUUAGAAGAAGAGAAACACGUUGUCUCCUCCUCCUCGCCUUUGGAGACUCCCCCCGAACCCCCGUCCCAGCUGAUCCGACCUCCAGCUUUCAGGAGUCGAAGAUCAGCGAGGAGUGAGAGCUUCAAGGCGCUCCUCCUGAGGAAGGGGAGUCAGAUCAAUUCUUCAUCGCAAAUCUCUGCGGUGGAGCGACUUUGCGUCCUCCAGGCUCCUCCUGCUGAUCUCCAGAGAUCCUCUCCUCCAGCAACACACCAGUUAGGAGCAGUUCACCCCUCCCAGAUCCGGGAGAACACCGGGAAUCCGCUGACCCCUGACCUCCCUGACACUACUACAUGUCAGAUCUCUAUGAUGUUGGGAUGGAGUCACCAGGAUCACCUCCUUGUUACCUCCACCUCUUCCUCUCCAGUCUUCAUCUUCUCCUCCUCUCACACGCGCCCUCGCUCCCUGACGCCUCCCUGCUCCUCCAGCCGACGUUUUGCCUCCCGCUUCUUCUCUGCCCCCAUGACAGCCAUCUUUGAAGGGGAGGAGGAAGAUGAGGAGGUUUUCAGUGAGUCACCAGGAGGUGAAGAAGACUCACACCUGAGGCUGGUCCAGAUCUCCUAAAGUACUCAGAAUGUUUUAAAACUGGACCUGAAACAAAUGGAGCCUCCUCAUGGAGAUGACUGAGCAAGAACGGCCUGGACCUUAGCAUAACGGACUGGACUGGACUGGAAUGACUGGACCAACUCAUCUGUAGAGAGACCACCAGGUGUUCCAUCGGUGUGGUACCUGCAGAGAACCUCUCUGUGUUUUACUCCUCUGGGUUCUUUAUGAUCUUUGAUCUUCUGAAAGAGAACCAGCUUGAUCUGCUUGUUUUUCAGUUUCUGACCUCUAGGUUGCCGACUAUUUUGCACUUUACUGUCUUGUAGUCAGACUCUUGAUCUUUUCUAACUAUGAAACAAAAGUUCAUUUUUUCAUAAAACAUAAAAUUACAUUUCCAAUAUUCAUCAUAAUAAUUUCGCUGAAAGUCUGGAACCACCAGAACCAUCAUCUGCUGGAAGCAGAGCUGAGGCUCCUAAACCAGACCACCCCCAAAGAUGUAGAACGUCUGGAGGGAGCUUGGAGUCAAGCUGCUGCUCCUCCUCAUCAAAUGGAGGUGGUUCUGAUUCAGAUGCCUCCUGGUUGUUCCAGGCACUGGGAGGAGAUCCUGAAUUCCUUGUUAUCUCUACAUAUCUUGGAACACCUUGGAAUCCACCAGGAGGAACUGGGAGGUGUGGGUCUUCCUCCUGGACCUGGCACCUUCACGACCCAAUAAACUGAUGGAUUUUAUAUUUAACACUUUCCCACAACUUUCAUUAAAUUUUCUGCAAACUGUAAAGAACUUUUUAUCUUUAUUUAUAGUAAAAACAUAAAGUUGCUUCUUGUUAUUAAUAAAAUCUUGUAGCUUUAAAUAAUAAGUUUAAAUCAGAUGUUUUUAUAUUAAAGAUUACAGUAAAAUUUAUGAAAACACACUUAGAAUUAUUGAUAUUUUAUUCCUUUUAUACAUCAUUUCAUAUUCAGAUUAAAAUAAAUCAAGAUAAUGCUGAGAAAAUGUCACCAACUCUUUUUGCCUCGGUUGUUGCUCCUGGUUGCUUUCAGGGAUCUCCUGUUCUGCUCUGCUGCACCAACAGAAACUUUAUCCUGUAAAUAAUAUUUCCUCCUCCUCUCUCGUCUUAUUUUCAUCGUCCUACCAGAUUCCCGCGCUGGGUUCGUGUUUUUAUUGGUAGCGUUUUGAACUUGAAAUGUCUAAAAAUAGACAAUAGUGAGAUCAAUAGGAGCAGAUUUAUCUUCUCUGUAGGAGAUCAAAGUUUUUCACUGUAACAUGAAAAGUCACUGUGAGAGACGAAAAGCAGGUGUGUGAUGAAUCAGGUGGAGCUGAAAGGAGAUGGAGAGGAAAUAAAUGGAAAAAUGAUGAUAAAAGUGAAUUAAAGCAAUAAAGAACAAAA
This is a messenger RNA of Nothobranchius furzeri (turquoise killifish), 7286 nucleotides long. It is a transcript of the gene nhsl1a, whose product is annotated as NHS-like 1a. Gene Ontology annotation, biological process: cell differentiation. The record is from RefSeq and is a predicted model, not a curated record. NCBI's taxonomy places the organism in Eukaryota, Metazoa, Chordata, Actinopteri, Cyprinodontiformes, Nothobranchiidae.